AUGGCAGGAGGCGAAAUGCUAAGAUGUUUCGCAGUUGGUGCCGCUCCAGGACCCGUGCUCAAGUACCCUGCACAAUUUGAGCAUAAAUGCCCAAAGAUGUUUAUUGCUCGGCACGAACAAUCCACGGGACAUAUGGCCGAAGGUUAUGCUAGAGCGACUGGCCAGCCGGGUGUGGUCAUCGUAGGAACUGGCAGUAGUAUCACCAACAUGGUCACUCCCAUGCAGGACGCACUAUGUGAUGGGACGCCAAUGGUGGUUCUAUGCACUGGUUUGUGGAUGAGCCAGGCAGACUCGAGUGCCCAGGAACACACCGAUGUGCUCUUCUUGACGCAGAGCUGUACCAAAUGGAACGUGGAAGUGUCAGCGGUCGAAGACCUUCCAACAAGAAUCACCCAGGCGUUUCAGAUCGCCACUCACGGCCGUCCAGGUCCCGUGUUGAUCUACUUACCACGAACCAUGAAACAACCUUCUCAAGACUCACUCCCGACAAGGAAGCUACCCAUGAAUCCCCCACUCGGAAGGAGUGCAGCAGGAGUACCUAAGGAGGAAGAUGUCAGCGAAGCUCUUGCUAGAGUGGCACGCCUGGUCAACAUGGCGCAAAGACCCGUACUGUACGUCGGCCAAGGGAUGCUCGCGCUGCCCGAAGGCCCAUCGAUUCUCAAGGAUUUCACUGACCGGACCUCAAUACCGGUAACGACAUCUCUACAAGGACUCGGGGCAUUUGACGAGCACGACCCAAAAGCAUUACACAUGUUUGGACUUCACGGGACAGGAUACGCCAACCAUGCGAUCCAAAAGGCCGACUUGAUUCUCGCCCUUGGGGCCCGCUUUGACGACCGCGUUACAGGAAACGUUACCAAGUUCGCCCCUCAAGCUACCCUCGCAGCGAGCCAGGGUAGAGGAGGCAUUGUGCAGUUCGACAUCGCGCCCAAGAAUGUGAAUAAGAUUGUCCAAGUGACAGAGAGUAUUUAUGGGGACUGCGCUACUCGUCUCGCUCAAUUAUGUCCGCUGGUUACUCCAGUAGUCAGUCGACCGGCCUGGUCGCAGCAGAUUUCCGAGUGGAAACAGCGAUACCCGCUGUCAGCAUACAAAAAGGUGCCCACAACGCCUGAACCCGACCUUAUCCGCACACAGGAGGUGAUUGAGCGACUUAGCGACAUGACGGACUCGUACAAGGACCGCACACUUAUCUCGACAGGAGUGGGCCAGCACCAGAUGUGGGCGGCCCAGUAUUUCCGAUGGCGACAUCCUCGUACCAUGAUCACCUCGGGCGGCCUAGGAACUAUGGGCUACGGCCUCCCUGCGGCGAUAGGCGCAAAGCUCGCUCGUCCCGAGUGCCUGGUGAUUGAUAUUGACGGAGAUGCGUCCUUCAAUAUGACUAUGACAGAGCUGUCGACGGCGGCGCGCGACGGUAUCGACGUUAAAGUCCUCCUGUUUAACAACGAGCAGAUGGGCAUGGUGUCAGAUCUACAGCGAGUCUAUUUCGGCGGCCGCCUUAACCAGAACCGUCAGAAGAACCCGGACUUUGUGCGUGCCUCGCGCGCCCUGGGCGUUCAGGCCGAGCGGUGUGACAAACGAGAAGACAUCGACCGCAUGCUAGACUGGCUAAUAACGUCAAAGGGACCCGCCGUGCUGGAGGUCAUGACGGAACAAAAUAGCAGUGUUUGGCCUAUUGUGCCGGCUGGCAAGGCGUUGGAUGAAUUCAUCACUUAUCUGCCAGAAAACUGA
This is a messenger RNA of Exophiala bonariae, 1728 nucleotides long. RefSeq lists its product as uncharacterized. The record is from RefSeq and is a predicted model, not a curated record. Gene Ontology annotation, cellular component: mitochondrion; acetolactate synthase complex. Gene Ontology annotation, molecular function: thiamine pyrophosphate binding; flavin adenine dinucleotide binding; acetolactate synthase activity. Gene Ontology annotation, biological process: L-valine biosynthetic process. The coding region runs from base 1 to 1728 and encodes 575 amino acids. The transcript has a single exon. Lineage: Eukaryota; Fungi; Ascomycota; Eurotiomycetes; Chaetothyriales; Herpotrichiellaceae.